Messenger RNA from Pangasianodon hypophthalmus (striped catfish), 11495 nucleotides. It is a transcript of the gene uhmk1, whose product is annotated as U2AF homology motif (UHM) kinase 1. Gene Ontology annotation, molecular function: RNA binding; ribonucleoprotein complex binding; ATP binding. The transcript is spliced from 8 exons. Lineage: Eukaryota; Metazoa; Chordata; Actinopteri; Siluriformes; Pangasiidae. Bases 419 to 1693 code for a protein of 424 amino acids. The record is from RefSeq and is a predicted model, not a curated record. Gene Ontology annotation, cellular component: nucleus; neuronal ribonucleoprotein granule. Gene Ontology annotation, biological process: regulation of protein export from nucleus; positive regulation of translational initiation; peptidyl-serine phosphorylation.
CUGACCUCAUUUCCGGAACAAUGGCCGCCAAAACAAUGGCAAGAGUGUUUACAAUCUCCGAACCCAACUUAACUCAGCUCCUAAAAUACAGAGUCCGGGUAUUUAGGCUGUCAGGUGUUUUGUGAAGUAUGCCGUGAAUAAUAAGCCUCGGUUACAGCGUGGUAUUUAUUUAUGAAGUGCGACACCGCUAACUUAGUUUGCUAACUCUACUGCUAGCUUAGCCACAGCUGAUGCUAACUGGAGCAGAACCCGGAGAACAUAAUGCCAAGCACGAGCGCGUUGUAGUCAGCUGUGUCCGAUCCUAGUGCUUCAGAAGUAACGAGCUGAGCAGCCUCUUCUCAUACAGACGCCUGCUAGCUAUUCUGUCUGCUCAGCAGCACUAAAUGCUAGCUGACUGCAGAUCAGUGAGCGUGAAAAAAUGUCCAGUCCAAACGCAAACACACCGCGACUACCAGGACCUCCUGGGAGCGGAGAGAAGGAGGACCAGGUCAUGCAGCCGGUUCUGUUUGAAAUCUUUGGGGAGAUGUGGAAGGUGCAGGCUCGGUUAGGACAGGGAGGUUCUGCCUCUGUGUACCGGGUUAGCUCUGCCAGGUCCAGCUCUGCUGCUGUCAAAGAGUUUCUCCUGGAUGCACAGGGUGGAGAUUACGGCUAUCUCAAAGAAAGAUCCGUGCUAGAGGACAUCCAGGGCCACAAAAAUAUCGUGACACUGUAUGGCGUGUUCACCAAUCACAACCCGCUCAGCAUAGCGACCCGCUGCUUGUUGCUGGAGCUUCUGGACGUGAGUGUGUCGGAGUUGCUGGUGAGAGGCAGCAGUCAGGGCCACUCCAUGUGGCUGAUCCAGCACUGUGCUCGUGAUGUCCUGGAGGCGCUGUGUUUCCUGCACCGAGAGGGAUAUGUGCACGCUGACCUCAAGCCUCGCAACAUUCUCUGGAGCCCUGAUGAUGAGUGCUUCAAGCUCAUCGACUUUGGGCUCAGCUUUAAAGAGGGGCACCAGGAUGUGAAGUACAUCCAGACAGAUGGCUACCGAGCCCCCGAGGCUGAGCUGCAGAACUCGCUGGCUCAGGCAGGACUGGAGGGAGACUCGGGCUGUACCACCGCUGUGGAUCUCUGGAGUCUGGGCAUCAUUCUGCUGGAAAUGUUCUCAGGAAUCAAGCUAAAAGAAACUGUCAAGUCUCAGGAAUGGAAGGACAACAGUGCUGCAAUAGUGGAUCAUAUCUUUUCAAGCAAUUCCUUAGUGUACCCUGCUAUCCCUGUCUACCAUCUAAGAGAUCUCAUCAAAAGCAUGCUUCACCACAACCCAAACCGCAGAAGCACAGCCGAAGCUGCACUGAUCAGCCCCUUCUUCAGUAUUCCUUUUGCUCCUCACAUUGACGAUUUGGUUCUGCUGCCUACACCCGUCCUCAGACUGCUCAACAUAAUCGAUGACAGUCAUUUACACAACGAUGAUGAAUAUGAAGACAUUAUUGAGGACAUGAGAGAAGAAUGUCAGAAAUAUGGAUCAGUCUUAUCGCUGUUGAUUCCAAAAGAAAAUCCUGGUAAAGGCCAGGUCUUCGUUGAGUAUGCAAACGCUGGAGACUCCAAAGAAGCCCAGAGGCUGCUGACAGGCCGCACUUUUGAUGGCAAAUUUGUGGUGGCCACGUUCUACCCGCUGAGUGCCUAUAAGAGAGGUUAUCUGUAUCAGACCGUGCAGUAAGGGGCUACACGUACAGUAACACAUCUACACAAUCUGUUCCAGUACGAAGAUUGCUUAGUUGUGAAGUCUGUUAUCUCGAAUAAUCUUUACUACACUUUACUACAUUUAUGUGAGCUACAUACACAUAGUGUGGAUACAUAUUGGUACGCAAGUGUGUUUUCUUCCAUGGCUUGCUUAUAUAAUGCAAUAAGGAACUGUGAUUCUUUAGAGAAAGAUAAGGAUCACCAGAACUAUCUUUACAAGAUCUUACUGUGACUCCAACACUGCUUUCACACAAUGUUUGUAUCAUAUUUCUCAGUUUUCUGCUUUAGUUCAUACUGUUUCUGAAAGCCACUGACUUCAUUUACACACAUUUCUUGCGUCUUGGAUCUGGAUUGCUGAUCCUGAUAAGAUUUUAACCAUAUUCAUUUACACUUUUAGCCGUGCGUGUGUCUGAAUGGCCAGACUGAAAUCUGUUAGCUGUACUGCACGUUAAUAUGCAAAUCAGCUCAUUACAUUCGAACACCUUUGUCUUUCUGUGUUGUUUUAAAUUUUACUACGUGUCAACUUCGGCAUUCACAGAGCAUUACUUAUUGGGUUUGUUAAUUAUGGUUUGGAGAGCGAAUCUGCAUUUACACUUUCUUUUUUAUGCUUAUAAUCUCAAUCCGGAUAUAAUCCUGAUACACAUGAAACUCCUUUCUUUCUCUUUUUGGUGAUUACCUGAAAUCUAUAAGUCUUCUAAAAGGCUGCACAUAUUUAUGAAUUAUUGGCAAAAAAAUGCAUACUACUGCUUACACGGUGUUGAAGUCUGAACAUUUUCAGUCUACUUUAAAGUGAAAAGAGACAGAAAUGUUACUUCACCAGACAGCACAAACAAGAUGAUAAUGUAGUUGUUAUCUCUUUCUACUAGGAUUUUGAAGAAGUACAUUUACUGUAGAACUUGAAUUUCUAAAGUGUUAUAUCAGUUUAAUGUUAAUUUGUUGUGAAACAAUUCAGCGCCGCUCCUUUUGGUGUAGAACUCAUGCAAUACUUUAUCAGUUUGCGGUCUUGUGAAAAAUCUUUUACAGCUUGUUUCGUAAAAGCAAAUGCGUGAGGUGAUCUGGGAAAACCGGAAUCGGAAUGCUGCUGUGGCUGAAUUCUGGCAAAUAGCCAAAAAAAGAAAAGAAAAGAAAAUACACUCUCUUUGUACUUUUUACUCUUGCCUACGCUAUCUUCCAGGAAGGAUCAUACUGGCUGAGGAUCCAUUUUAACAAAUGUGGGACUAAAAACAGUCAGUCUGCCGAAUGUUGUCUAAAACCUCGCUAGUUAAAUGUGAUUUCUUCACACAGCGAAUGUCACGCUUUGAUCAUGCUACAUAUAAGCCUAAUAAAUUCAGUCUGUAAUCAAAUACCGGCUAUCAAAAUGUGCCUUUAAAUGCAGUUUUCCCUUUUUUGAUUGCGAUACACGCAAAGAAAUACAUAUUUCAGUUCAAGAAUUUCUACAGCUUUCAGAACUAUGUAUAAUAGAAAAUGCUAAAGUUUCACUGUGUGAAGGGUUUUCCCAGGCCGCCACACAUUUCCGUUUGCCAGUUGCUAUGAAUAUUACACUGAACGUGUGAAUGCUUCUUAGCUUCCUGGAGUUAUUCUGCUCUCUUUGUAGCAGCUCUUCACUGUGGUGCUUUGAUAUUCUCACUCGUUGUUCACGCUGCUGCAUUCAUGAUGACGCUUCACCACAGUAGCAUAAUGGGUUUUUUUAUUAAAACAUUGUAAGCCAGGUUUUGAAAUUUGAUAAUACUCUAGAUGAUGGGUGGAUACUCUGUUUGAAUACAGGUUGUGCCUCAUCAUAUUCUGGUUCUGUUCAUUACGCUUGUGUUUUUUUUUUUGUUUGUUCACACUUGUACUCUUAAUGGUACUUAAGAGCAUUAACAAAAGCCAGAAUCAGGGAUUUUCAGUAUAGCAGAUUGGUAGCUCUGGCAAUGAAAUAAAAUAAGGAGUCUUGCACAUCCAUGUUUUCCUUUUCAAGUAACGAUAAGAAUCAGGUAUCACUGACACAAAGAACAAAAUGUUCGUUAGUUUAUAUUCGCAGUGGAGAUAAAGCCUUGACUGUUUUAGUCUGGUGUGUUAAGAAAAUGUUUUAUGAUAUAAAAAAAAAAAUAGCAUUGCAAAUUCCUGAUUGUGAGUUUUUUCUCUAUAGUAGCUCUAAAAGUUUGCAUGGCUUUAUUGAAGCUAUUCAAAGCUCUGCUCAGUAAGCAUACGCAGUUGACUUUGACCCUGUGUGUUUGCAGUUGCUUUCGGAUCGAGAUAAAGUUGUUUAGUCUUCCAGGCCUUUGUUUUCAGGGUUUGUAAUUAAGGAAGACAGUGUGAAAAAAGAAAGCAAGCCUUAGACAGUUUUUCUAAGAAAAUUUUUAAGAGUGUUGAGGUUUGUAGGUUGCACAUUACUACUGAUCGAAGUGUGUUACUGCGCUGUUUUGGGGAGGGGUGCGGGAUGGACAGGGUAGUGACAGAAGCUUUUUGGUUUUUAAUCUUUCAUUUUAUUUUUUUGUGAGUUUGUGGAGUUCUGCAUAUGUGAGCUGCACGAUUAUUCUUGGAGCUGACAAAUGUAAUAAUUACAGCUGGCUAAAGUGGUAGCUAAUGCAGUGUAAUAGUGUUUGCAGUGCUAGUUAGCUAGGUAAGUGCAUUAAUACAGACACAGAUAAACAAGUAUAUGAUCAUUUUACAAUUACAAUUUUGUAAAAAUGUACAAUUUUGCUCAUUUGGCUGACGCUCUUAUCCCAAGCUACUUGCAGUUGAGGCAGGAUACAACUGAACAUGUAAGGGUCUUUCUCAUGGACCCAACCAAGGCAGCUUGGUGCUGCUGGGAUUUGAACUCUUCUGAUCAGUAGCCCAAAGCUUUAAUCACUGAGCCUUCCUGUAGCACAUCAUGUUUAUAAAAAAAAAAAAAAAAAGUCAGCAAGUCACUGGCCAGCAUUUUAUGGUGUUCUCUCCUCGCAUUGCACAUAAAAGCCAUUGAAACUGACUCAAUUUCUUUUAAUCAUGAAGUGACUGUUUAUGGUAACCGGAGAUUUAUGUGACAGUUUUGUGUUCAGCUUUGUUUUGCUCAUCGGAGCACGCUAAUUAAUUCGGCAUGCAGGGUAAGUUUUAACUAAUUAGUGAUUGGAUUUCAGAAAAAGAGGUUUCUGGGUUUUUCUUUUUUUCACACCACAAGAGUAACAGGUUUAUCUACAGCUGCAAAACCCUCUCAAAAUCCUGGCUCAGCUAACUCAUUCACUGUUGAAACACCACUACUGCGCUACAGCGAAGUGCAAGUUUAUACAUAGCCACACAACAAUUGAAAGAUUUUGUAUUGCAAAAGUCUUUCUGGUUGUUGAAUCAACUUUCUGCCAGGCAGCUAUGAAUUAAAAAGAACAAAUCAAAUAGUUCAAACACAAAAUCAGACUACUGAUAUGUCCAUCCUUUUCCUUUGACUAUUAAUGUACCAAAUAAAACCCUGAGCUAACUGAACAAGAGUAAACGAAAAAUACUGUGACUCUAGUAUAAACAUUUCAAUUCUAUACACCCUGCUGAAUGAGGAGAUACGAUUCAAACAAGCACAUAAUGAGUAAGAAUGACUAUCGGCCACACUGAUACUGGCAAGACCUUUUAUCGUGUAACACAUUAAUCGUGGUUUAACUGCCUGUGAGCACCUUUGAUUAGCCUGGCUAUUUCUGCUCUGCAGGGUGGGACAGGUGAAUGCAUAUUUGCAUAAGCGGUCAGACUGGGUUACUGAGUGAUUCUCAUUUAUCACAAAGACACGAUCAAAGGAAAAAAGGUGUGCCUUGGUUUUGGUUUAACCUCUCUUUUGAGUCAGGUUAUGUCACAACAACUGUUGGGUUACAGAUGGAUUACAAAAAUUGAGCUGCAUAAAUUAUGAGUUAUUUUUGAGAACUGCAUGAGUAUGCAUGAGUCAGUGUAGUUUUGGGUCUUAGCUGGAAAGAGAGAGUAGGACGUGGUGCACUGGAGCAUGUCAGUCAAGCUCGCCCACAUGCAACAUGCUUAAUCCUGCCUACGCUAGGUAUUUAAGCUAUUUAAGAGAUUUGAACAUCUGAGUAUACUGGAUUAAUGAAUGUUGGCUGUUUAGAAGUGAUUGUUGGGUUUGCUGUUUGCGAGCGCUGUUACAGCAGGGGUUCCAUGGCGAGCUCAGCUACCCUUAAAGUCUAUUUUACAUGCUUGCUGGCAUAAAGUUCUGAAUUUGAAUCACUGCAUUAUUGCCACCGUUGGUUAAUGGUGUUACGUUAGCAGACGGUCAGUCGCUAGGUCCCUCACAGUGCUGGGCGAUACGACAAGAUGAUAUUGAUACCAUAAUGUUUUUUGUACAUCAUCAGAUUGCUGUGCUUUUUUUUAAACUCCAUUAUUUACUACUAAGCAAAUAAUUGGUCCAAAAAAUUGAUUUGCCAUUGAUUGGGACCUUAAUCAAACAAAAUAUUGUGAUUCAUACCAUGUAUAGUAGACAUGUCUUUAAGUAUCAUAUGAUAUUUUUCCAUAUAACACAGCUCUGUUCAAUUUUCCAUUCUGAUUUAUCAGAAGGUGUUGAUUUAAUUUUGUGUAACAGUUCCAGCUACAAGGUUUAUAUUAAUGCACUUGUCCUAAAACAUUUCUAUAAUAACCAUGUACACAGUGACUUGAAUGGCAGAUGAUGUACAUAAACGUAAUUGCUGAUAUGGUGAAGUUUUCUGUAAAGUGAUUCAUUUAACAUUUAUGGAAAGAGUCUCUUUGUAAAAAUCGAUUUGCGACAGUCAGCGGUAAAGCUGUAACUUUACGUUUUCUGCCAUGGGAAUGUCUUGGCCAUGGGAAAGACAGAGGAUGAUUACUAGACUGUUUAUAGCUGUUCUAACGUAAGCGUUAACAGGAACUUGUUUCACAGAUGUUCCCCAAUAUUAAAUGUGAAGAUAACCGGAUGAAAAUAUAUGGCAUGUUGUUCUUUAAUGAACAAAAAUUGUAUUAGAAAAUUGUUGUGGUACAAGAGGAAGAAAACACUUCAGUACAUGAUGCUUUUGUGUCAGGCCACAUCACACCAUUCCAAACCACUGAUGAUUUUCCUAUAAUAGCAUGCCCAAAUGUAUUUCCUGCUUACUUAUUGCACACUCCUAGUGCUUCAAGGCAUCUGCCCUGUACACCCUUAUCGAAGGAGAAACUGAGCUUGCCAGUUCUCUAAAACAGCCUUAAGUUCUCAGUAAUCACACACCAACACCUAAUUCACCAGCGGCCUGGAUUGUUGGUAGAGAUAAAGUUAAGAUUGCAUAACACAUCAUUGAGUCGAUACCAACAUGUGUGUGUGAGAAAUAAAGACAGCAUGAGAGUGUAGGUGUGUGUGGGUGUGAAAUCUAGAAAGCAGCUUUUUUAAUACACACUCAUUUGUUGAUUAGGAAUAUUUGCCCCCAAGCGGCAAGCCUAAAAUCCUGACUGUCGUGUUGUUGUAGCCCAGUACUGUGAUUGGGAUUCAGUAUUAUACAUUUGCAGGUUUGAUAGUAAAUAAAAUAUGCAGAGCUAAUUAGCCAUGGCAGCAUUUUUUUUUCUUUCUUUCUUUUUUUUUUUUGCUUUUUAUCACAGCUCUCACUGCAGCUAAAGUCUUUCAGGAUCGAAAAGCACAAAUAUACGCAUCGCUGCCUUCUCAGAUUAAUUCCACACUGUGUAAAAAUUGUGCUCUCGGCUGUGAAGAAGUGCCAAAAAUCUGACCUGAACUGACGUUCCGAGUCAAAAAAAACAACAGCAAGAAAUGACCCAAGGUUUCUGUGAAGUUUGCACUGUGCAUGUGUUAUGAACUCACAGGGCUUGGAAACUUGACUAUAGUCUAUAAAUACAGCUGCUUUAGUUACAAAAGGCCAAAAACUGAACAGAGAAAGGGUGUAUCUUUCUAACACAAACUUCUUUCUCACGAACUAACACGGGCCAAUAUGACUUUGUGAGAAAGAAGCAGCACAGGGUGAGGACGUCCACUUAGCUGGGCGAGUAGAAAUAUGUUUGAUAGAUGGAGCUCCCCAUCACUGUUGCAUCAGAUGCAGUUUGGGCUUGACGGCAACUGUCUGCUUUCUUCCUCCUGGAUUUAGUUAAAUGAGCUUGCGUCUGUGGUUCUGAAUUCUACAGAAUGGACACAAAGGCACUGCUACAUAUUAGCCAUUGUAAUCAAUUAUAAAUUAGCGGUUUACUGAUGUGAUGAUUGGUGGGUCUUACAUUGCUACUGACAGUCAGAUCCAUGUGCAGGUUCUAGACAUGGUUCUAGACAUGGAUUUAUCUAGAUAAGAAGGCUAGAGGUGUUAGUUCUGUGGCCUGCAGUGCAAGGAUUAAAGCUUUUCUUCCAUUGAACACUGACACUUUUUAAUUGAACGCAGUGGCACGGGUUGCACUAGAAUUGUUUAGAAAUGAAACUUUAACAGAUUCCUGUGUUUAUAGAUGUUAUGGAUUCAGCAGCUGAAAAAGCUGAUUAGCAGGGAAUAUUUAAACGCAGGAAAUUUUGAUAAGAUGGAAAUAUAUGCAUGAUUUUAUGUAGAUGUAGAAAACAAUCAGUGAUGUACACAAAGUUUCUAGAGAAAUGGGACGUAACUGGUUUCAACUGGUUUCUCCUGCAGCUUUAGAAGCACUUUGCUUACACAGCUGCUGAUUUAUUUUUUUUUUUGUCCAAAAUGCCCUGUUUCUCUAGAAACUUCAUAUGCCAAUUAACUCUUACUACAUAAAUAAGUAAAUAAUUACUUGUGUACACUGCAGUUACUCCAUACAUACACUUGGGUCCAAUGUCUGAGACCAUUGUUGGGGAUUUUUUUCCAUUUAAAACCGGAUAUAAACAGAAAGUUCUAGAACUUUAGAAAAAUGUUCAAUAUCUUGAAUAUUCAGUAUUCAGGAUUCUGCACUAUUUCUAUGCCACUAUUUAAUUGUAAGCAAAUUUGUGAUAUUGACCAUGAUAACUUCUUUGUACAAAAGGUCAGAUUGUCCUUGUGUCUUAUUCCUUCCUUUAAAACACAUGUUCAGACGGCACUCCGGUGGAUUUGUUCUAACAUGGAUUGUCAGGUUUUACACAAACUCGUGGAGUCCAGGCCAGCUCGAGUGCACUCUGUCAUUAAAAAAAAAUACUAUCAAAUUCAUGUAAAUAUUUCUAAGAGUCUCCUUUUCACUCUAGUUGUUGCUGAUAAUAAUUAUCAGAUUAUCAGAUAAUAAUUAUAAAUUGAAACAUUUGCACUAUUGGUCUCAGACUUUUGGACCCUGCUGUGUAGAGUGUGUGUGAACAGAUUAGACGGGUAAAACCAUAGGAGUCUGAACUUGUUUGAACAGACAUCACACACACAGAGACUACUGCUGUGAAUUUGAGUUUAUUAUUUCAUAAAUGGAGCAAGCUGAUUCUUGUGAUUGUACCAGUUGUCAUUCAGUGCAGUCAGAUUUUAAAAUUGCACAAUAGUAUGUAAUAGUAUGUUCAUUUUAUUACAUACAGGAGCACAGUUCUCAAAAAAAUUUAAUCAUUGUUAUUUUUUUCAUUUUUGUAAUAGUUACAAUUUAUAUUUUCCUCAUAUAAAAAUGUGCUCCAAGGAUACGUUAUUUACCAGAAGGUAAUGAUUUAUACAAAGCUUUAACAUUACAAAGGAAUGGUGAAAAUACUGACUGAUACAAACUUUCCACACAGAUUAAUGAAGUACUCCAGUAAUUUUAACCUGAUCCAGGGCGUGUCUGUAUGUGUGUGUGUGUGUGUGUGUGUGUUUCCUAACAAUGGUUGGAGUACAGUGAACUUGGCUGGAACCUAAUUACAAUUCUGUUUCCUCAUUUUUACGACUGCUUUCACAUACUCAGUGUUUAGUCCAUUUGAAUUGUGUGAUCUCUUCUCUGGUGCUGAAAAGAACACCACAAUCACACUCAGGUGUGGACCAAAGCAACUUGUCCUAGUGAGGUGGUCUGUUUCCUUUCAGAGAAAGGAUCUGAAUACAGUGAGAAAGUGAUUCAACUGACCCGACUUCAGGAAGUGAACAAAAUGUACCGUGUGUUUUGUGUGUGUGUGUGUGUGUGUGUGUGUGAUUUCCAAAGACUCCUGUUUACACAUGUUUUUCCAAAUACUCACUGUGACUAAGUUGACCUUAAUUCUACAGAACCUAUAAACCAAAACUUUGUAACCCAAAUUCAGAACCGCAUCCAUUACAUUCUAACAAUUCUGAACCCACAGAUUCUAUAAAAUUCUAACUAAAAAUUAUAUAAUAAAUAUAAUAAUUCUAAAUAAAUAUAAUCAUUCCAUUCUAAAUCUACAGAUUCUAAAUAUUCUUAUUCUAAUGAUUGUAACUAAUGAUCUUAACUAAAUUUUCUAACUCUAAUGAUUCUAAAACUGCACAUUACAAAAUCCAAACUCUAAUGAUUCUAAUGAUUGUAACUCCAAGUAUAGCUGCAAGAGCCGAUCAUAGGGGUCCAAGCACUGUCAGCAAAUAUCGCCCCCAACCCCAGUGGCCAGUUCUUGCCAAGUUACAUAGAAUAAUAUAAAGUCCAUAGAUGAACAUACUUAUCAAGUUCUGUGAGUUUUGCUCAGUAUUACUUGGAUAAAAUGUCUGCUAAAAGCCGACUCACUGAAGGUGGCCAUGUUUUUGAAUUUCAGCUUAAUCAGACUUUUGGUGCCUGAGAAACAACUAUUUGAACUAAGCUCUUCCCCCAUUGACAUCCGUACCCCAAACACAGUUCCUCAUAACAUAAAGUUUCAUGUGAAUCCAUACAACCAGUCCUCAGUUACAGCUGUUUCAGUAAAUCAAGCUCCAACCGAAUAGAAUUUAUUGGUAUGUGGAGGCCAUGUUGUUUGCAAAUAUAAGCACGUUUUUAAUAAUUAUUGAGGAUUAGAUUCUGCUGUUGACACCAAUUUUGUGAACAUGAGCCAAAAAUCCUAGGACUAGUUUGCAAAAAUAUAUUUCACAUAUUAUGCAAAUUAUCAUAAUUUUGAGUGGGUGUGGCUAAAUGGUCCAAAAGGCAAAUGUUUGUGUGUUCAGGCAAAGGAUUAGGAGGAUAAAUAAAUGUAACUAUUAACCUUAUUUUUCUAGGGAUAUACUUGUUUUUGUGUUUUAAAAAAAAAAAGACAAAACAAACCAUGAAUAAUGCCCCCAGUAGCCAAUUUGCAUGACUUGACUAAUUUGUCCCUAGAGGAAAUUAGCAUUCAAGUUUCAUGAAAAUAGGUCAGUGGUAACCCUGUUAAAUGCUUAUUGACAUUGGAUUGGUUAAUGACAGCCAUGUUUUUUUUUUUAAGUAAUCAGAUCAUCAGCAAAGGUACACUUACAGAUUAGCACAGAGAUGCACUGUGCCAAAUUUCAGCUCAAUAGGACGUAAGGCUCCUGAGAAACAGUUAUAUGAAUUUAGCCCCGCCCCUUAUGUAUGGCCACUCCCAAAACUUUGUGUAUGACCUCAGAAUGUUGGCCUGUAUAUACCUUUCAGAUGUCGUGCAAAUCCAUGCAAACAAUCAUGAAUUGAAGCUGUUCGAGAAAAUUAGGCUCUGCCUCAUAAGCAUGUGACAGCCAUAUUGUUUACAAGUAUCAACAUGUGUUUGGUAGUUGUAGAAGUUUCCACUGUCGUGAGUAGUUUGACACCAAUUUUGUGAAUAUAGGCAAAAAUCCAAAUUUUGUUUGUGAGAUCCCAAGGAAUCAGUGGAAAAAUUUUCUUUGUAGGACUUAGGGUUCAUGAAAUAUGAACAUUUCCCAAAAUGUAAAACCAUCUGCUGUUGCACCACCAUCAGGCCUGUGUGGGUCCCUUUGUGUGCCUGAAUAGUGGGGGGCAUACUGCACCUUUCCUCCAAAUUUGGUGUUUCUACGACUUAUGGUCUUUACUCUCCAUACCGUUUUGGCAGAGAAUCACUACAAUAAUAA